UGACACGUGUCCUAUAACAACACUUGGCAGUGCUAGCAAAUCUCAAAGGCCAUUCACAAAACAAACAUAACCGCUUCUCCAAUAUAGAUCACAGAAAUAGAACUCCAAUGUGUCUCUGAAUCCAUUGCCAUUCUCAAAGUGAUAUAGUUCAAAAUAUGGCGCAUGCUCAAGAAGUCAGAACAAGCACUCCACUUUCAAAAUGUGACACCUACUUCGAAACCAUACAAUCCAGAAAGAAACUACCACAGACAUUGCAGGAGACAUUGACAGAUUCAUUUGCAAAGAUUCCUGUUUCUUCCUUUCCAGGAGUUCCAGGAGGAAAAGUGAUUGAAAUUCUAGCAAACACACCUGUCGGCGAAGCUGUUAAGAUUCUAUCUGAAAGCAACAUCUUAGCUGCACCAGUUAAAGACCCAGAUGCAGGAAUUGGUUCAGAUUGGAGAGACAGGUACCUUGGCAUCAUAGAUUAUUCAGCUAUUAUUCUCUGGGUGAUGGAGUGUGCAGAACUUGCUGCAGUUGCCAUAUCAGCUGGUACUGCAACGGCUGCUGGAGUCGGCGCGGGAACCAUCGGUGCUUUAGGAGCAAUAGCAUUAGGAGUUACAGGUCCUGCUGCAGUUGCUGGACUAACUGCUGCUGCAGUAGGUGCAGCAGUGGUAGGGGGUGUUGCUGCAGAUAAAACCAUGGCUAAAGAUGCUCCUCAAGCUGCAAAUAACCUUGGUGAGGACUUUUACAAAGUUCUACUGAAAGAAGAACCCUUCAAGUCAACAACGGUAGGAUCAAUACUUAAAUCAUAUCGAUGGGCGCCUUUUGUUCCAGUUGCAAGAAAUAGUGCUAUGUUGACUGUGUUGCUGCUUCUCUCAAAGUAUAGGCUGAGGAAUGUGCCAGUGAUAGAACCGGGAAAACCAGACAUUGUAAACUUCAUUACUCAGUCUGCAGUUAUUCAAGGUCUUGAAGGAUGCAAAGGAAGAGAUUGGUUUGACUGCAUUGCAGCCAAACCUAUAUCUGAUCUGGGGCUUCCUUUUAUGUCUGCUGAUAAGGUUAUUGACAUCCAGAGCAAUGGAUUGAUUCUUGAAGCUUUCAAGCUUAUGAGGGAUAUGCAAAUUGGUGGUCUUCCUGUGGUAGAGGGGCCAACAAAGAAAAUUGUUGGAAGCUUGAGCAUAAGAGACAUCAGAUACUUGUUGCUAAGGCCUGAACUUUUCUCCAAUUUCAGGGAACUCACUGUGAUGGAUUUCAUGAAGAAAAUACACUCAGCAUCCCAUGGAACUGGAAAAGUUACUCGGCCUCUAACAUGCAAGCCCGACUCAACUCUUGAGAGCGUGAUUCACACUCUUUCUUCACAGUCUAUUCACAGGAUUUACACAGUUGAUGGACUAGAUCAAGUAGUUGGAGUCAUCACACUGAGAGAUGUAAUCUCUUGUUUCAUCUCGGAGCCUGAUUACCAUUUCGACGAUUACUACGGAUUUGCAGUGAAAGAGAUGUUGAAUCACUGAUUUACAAGGAAUACUCCAAAAUAUAACAAACUUUAUGUUAUCAGAAAGAAAAAAGAACAUUUGAUUUCAAGUUUUUUUAUGUAUGCAAAAGCAAUUCUCAUGCAACUUCUAUCAUGCUAACACCAGAUAGUUUGUCCAAUCUUA
This is a messenger RNA of Cicer arietinum (chickpea), 1631 nucleotides long. The record is from RefSeq and is a predicted model, not a curated record. NCBI's taxonomy places the organism in Eukaryota, Viridiplantae, Streptophyta, Magnoliopsida, Fabales, Fabaceae.